Molecule: messenger RNA, 1653 nt
Organism: Fraxinus pennsylvanica
Lineage: Eukaryota; Viridiplantae; Streptophyta; Magnoliopsida; Lamiales; Oleaceae
Source: the annotation of a GenBank genome assembly
AUGGCAGAAAAACCCUUCUUUCUCAGUCCGUUUCUUGCUUUCUUGUUUAUUACCGCGCUCAUUUUUCUACCCCAAUCACAUUCUCAAGAAUCUCAACAAAGUCCAGUUUAUUUGGGGUUUGUAUCAAAUGCGACAGAUUUUCCCGCUGAAGAUUACUACGAUUACAUCAUUGUCGGAGGUGGCACCGCCGGCUGUCCACUGGCGGCGACGCUGUCGGAAAAACAUCGCGUGCUUGUUCUUGAAAGAGGUGGCGUUCCAUAUGGGAAGCCUAAUCUGAUGACUCAAGAUGGCUUUCUCACAACAUUAAUGGAAGUCGAUGCCUAUGACUCCCCUGCUCAAGCCUUCACCUCUGAAGACGGAGUCCCAAAUGCCCGAGGUCGAGUUCUUGGAGGAAGCAGUGCAAUAAAUGCUGGUUUCUAUAGCAGAGCCGAUCAAGAUUUCUAUCAAAGAUCAGGAAUGGAUUGGGAUCUUAAAGUGGUGAAUCAGUCCUAUGAGUGGGUUGAAAAAGCUAUUGUAUUUAGGCCUGAGCUUAGGAAUUGGCAAUCGUCAGUUAGAGAUGGAUUAUUGGAGGCUGGGAUUGAUCCCUAUAAUGGGUACAGUUUGGAUCAUGUUGUAGGUACCAAGAUUGGGGGUUCAACAUUUGAUAGCUCUGGUACAAGACAUAGUGCAGUAGACCUUCUAAACAAUGCAAAUCCUCCAAAUAUUAAGGUAGUAGUUUAUGCAAAUGUGGAGAGAGUUUUGCUGGCAUCUUCAUCAGCUUCUUCUGGGGCAAAACAAUCAGCUAUUGGGGUAGUUUUUCGCGAUCAUACAGGGCGGUACCACCAUGCUAUGUUGCAUGAUAGGGGCGAGGUGAUACUUUGCGCGGGGGCUGUCGGCAGCCCUCAGCUCCUGCUACUGAGUGGCGUUGGGCCGAGGCCUUAUCUCUCCUCGUGGGGAAUACCUGUGGCGCACCACUCAACUUACGUUGGUCAGUUUUUGUAUGAUAAUCCAAGAAAUGGGAUCUCUAUUGUGCCACCGAUGCCAUUGGAGCAUUCUCUCAUUCAAGUCGUGGGUAUUACCGCCUCAGGUGCUUACCUAGAAGCAGCCUCCAAUAUCAUACCUUUUGCUUCCCCUGCUCGUCCUAUUUUCAUUAGGUCACCCAGCUCUUCAGUUUAUCUUACUGUGGCCACUCUUAUGGAGAAGAUAGUUGGGCCACUUUCUGCUGGUUCUCUUAGAUUGGCAUCCACAGAUGUCAGAGUGAAUCCAAAUAUUUUUUUCAAUUACUUUAGCAAUCCAGGUGAUCUGCAGAGGUGUGUGAAUGGAAUGCGAAAAAUUGGUGAUGUACUGAAUAGCCGAGCUAUGGAUGAUUUUAAGUUCCAUCAAUGGUCUGGAGGUAGAGAAUUUAGGUAUGUUGGGCCUCCAUUGCCUGUCGACUUGUCCAAUGAUGCACACGUGGAAGAGUUCUGCCGGCGUACAGUGAGCACCAUAUGGCACUAUCAUGGUGGUUGCCUCGUGGGGAAGGUUGUUGAUCGCAACCUCAAAGUUAUCGGAAUUGAUGCUUUGAGAGUAGUCGACGGUUCUACUUUUAUGGUGUCACCUGGGACCAAUCCCCAGGCUACUCUUUUGAUGCUUGGAAGGUACUUCGGUUUGAAGCUACUGAAGGAGAGAUCAUGA